AUGGGAUAUAAGCCGAGAAAUCUAGGACACAUCAACCUUUACGUACGUAAUGCGGAAAAGGCUCGCGACUGGUAUGAAGACCUGCUGGGUUUGCACACCUACGGAUUCAGACCCGGACGUGCUGCAUUUAUGACCGCCGAUCUGGACAACUCCCACGAGAUUGCCCUGACCGAGGUCGGGGAGAACGCCGAGGGCCCGCAUGGAGGCCAGGUGGGUUUGAACCACAUGGCGUGGUACAUGGACAGCCUGGACGAUCUCAAAGAGCUUUACCACCGGGUUAAAGAGAAGGGCAUCGAAAUCGAGCACGUUUCAGACCACGGGCAUGCCAUUGGGGUUUACAUUCGCGACCCUGACGGCAACGGAAUUGAGCUUUCCUACGAGAUGCCCAGGAGCGAAUGGGGCCACGACGAAAACGGGUAUAUGAUCGGGGGCACGGAGAAAGGACGUAUGCCAGGUCCGUGGGAUGAAGAAUUGGCGCAGAACGCGGCGGCGGCCGCAUCCAGAUAA
Messenger RNA from Geodia barretti, 507 nucleotides. Lineage: Eukaryota; Metazoa; Porifera; Demospongiae; Tetractinellida; Geodiidae. The record is from the annotation of a GenBank genome assembly.